Molecule: messenger RNA, 1608 nt
Organism: Pyrus x bretschneideri (Chinese white pear)
Lineage: Eukaryota; Viridiplantae; Streptophyta; Magnoliopsida; Rosales; Rosaceae
Product: serine/threonine-protein kinase D6PKL2-like
Exons: 2
Coding region: 5-1525 (506 amino acids)
Biological process (GO): protein phosphorylation
Cellular component (GO): cytoplasm; nucleus; plasma membrane
Molecular function (GO): protein serine/threonine kinase activity; ATP binding
Source: RefSeq, a predicted model, not a curated record
AACCAUGGACAAGACGCCCCCUUCCGGCGAAUCCGUCAUCAGCAGCCUCCAAGAUCUCAGCUUCAAAAACAGCUUAAGCAUUAGCAUGUGUAGCAGCACCGUUUCUGGGUCCGAUAGCACCAAGGUCAGCAGCAAUGGAACUCCAGAAGUAUACAAGAACGCCGAGAAUGCUGACUGCGAAGACGAAAGUGACAAAAGCAGUUUAAGUCACUUGGGUAAUUCCAGCCUGUCCGAUCCGAACGAGGGCAACUGCCGGAGCUUCUGCCCGUCGAAGCCGCACAAAGGCAACGACGCGCGGUGGGACGCGAUACAAUCAGUGAAUUCCAAAGACGGAGACUUGGGUCUCGGCCAUUUCCGGCUACUGAAGAAGCUCGGCUGCGGCGACAUCGGAAGCGUUUACUUGGCGGAGCUGAGAGGCAUGGGUUGCUUUUUCGCCAUGAAAGUAAUGGACAGAGGAAUGUUGGCGGGGAGGAAGAAGCUGAUCAGAGCUCAGACGGAGAGGGACAUAUUGGGGUUGCUGGACCAUCCGUUUCUUCCGACCCUCUAUUCGAAUUUCGAGACCGAGAAGUUUUCUUGCUUGUUAAUGGAGUUCUGCUGCGGCGGCGAUCUCCAUACGUUGCGGCAGCGCCAGCCCCGGAAGCAUUUUACUGAACAAGCAGCGAGGUUUUACGCUUCAGAAGUGCUUCUUGCCCUAGAGUAUCUCCACAUGAUGGGAGUGGUGUACAGAGACUUAAAACCCGAAAAUGUGCUAGUGAGGGAGGACGGCCAUAUCAUGCUUUCCGAUUUCGAUUUAUCAUUGAGAUGUUAUGUGAGUCCUACUCUUAUUCAGUCCGGCGACGAUCCAUCUUGUAGAAUAUCUACUUACUGCAUUCAGCCUGCAUGCAUUGAUCCGUCGUGCAAAUUACCCGUUUGUGUUCAACCUGCUUGUUUGCAACCCUCUUGCUUUAAGCCUCGGUUUCUUAGAUCCAAAUCAACCAAGGAGAAAACCGAAAGAACAGGUUUUGGAAAUUCGGAUUCGUUGCCUGUACUUAUUGCUGAGCCAACGAGUGCGCGCUCUAUGUCAUUCGUCGGGACACAUGAGUAUUUAGCUCCCGAAAUAAUCAGAGGUGACGGUCAUGGUAGCGCAGUUGAUUGGUGGACUUUCGGUAUCUUCUUAUAUGAGUUGCUGCACGGAAGGACGCCAUUCAAAGGGAAUGGAAACCGGGAGACGUUGUUCAAUGUGGUCGGUCAGUCUCUUCAGUUUAAGGACGGAUACAACGUCAGUUUCGCUGCAAAGGAUUUGAUCCGGGGCUUACUGGUGAAGAACCCUCAAAAGAGACUGGGAUUUAAACGUGGUGCCACAGAAAUUAAACAGCACCCUUUCUUUGCAAGCGUAAAUUGGGCUCUCAUUCGCAGCACGCGCCCGCCGGAGAUUCCAAAAUCGUUUGAUCUUGCUACAUUCAAGUCUGCAGUGCCUCAGAACAAGAAGGGAGCUACCGAAUCAAAUCGAUCAUCAGGUCCAUACUUAGAUUUUGAAUUUUUCUGAUGAAUUUUGAUGGCGCGAGAGAAAGGAUUUUAGCAUUCUUGUGACAUUGUUCAUGUUCUCAAUGACAUAUUAUCUUCACAUAA